UGUUUGUGGUGGUUGAUGUGUGUAGCUGGUAGUGCGAAUAAAAACUGUAUAAUAAGUCUUGUGCUAUCGAAGUCCAAACCAUGAAGACUGUAGACCAGAAGACACUGCUAACGAAUGGACUGAAAAAUUUGUGGGGCCAACAUUCCUUAAAAACACUGUGUGCCGAAAAUGUUGCGAAGCUGUCCACUGAGAAUCGACAGGCACUUCUCUGCUACAUAUCACACUUGCUUAUACAACCCAGCCUUACUGAGCAAGUGGCAAAAAAUUUCCCUCAAAUUGUGUUGCAGUUGCUUCACAUAGCUAAAGACUGGAACCAACUGCAAACACUUUUCAGAAAUAUUAGCCCAUCUCUUCAUAUCAUGAUAUACGAGAAUGAAAGUGAAAGACAUAAGAAAAUCUGUGUGGCUCUUGGAAAGCUAAUAAUGUUUCACCCAGAUGCACUAAGAUUCAGCUUGGAGUAUUUUGAAAAAUAUCCUGCACCAUUUACAUAUCUUUUUUCACGUUCAGAAGUUGCUUGGAACCGUGCUAUAUAUGUGGACGAACAAGUCUCAGAUUAUGAUAUUAUUGCAUCGUGCUACAGCUUUCUGUCCACCUCCUGUGAUCAUUUUCGGCAGUGUUGGAAUUGGGCUGCAUUUACUGAGUUAUUGAGAAGAUACAAGCAUAACAAAAAACUGAUGUGGGUUGGUCUUAAUUGUUUAGCAACUGUGACUGGUAUGUCAGACUCGGAGCGGCGGUACUUGUUGCUUGGACAAAAGGCUGCUGAAAAUUACCUUAUUGAGUUUGACGAAUACAUGGAAAAACUCAGUAAUAUCAAAGUCGUGUCAUCAGACAUUCUUGAAGCACCUUCAUCCGACUCGUGUUCUAUGCUGGGAUCUGUUAUUACAGUUGCUGGCUUUCAGUUUCCAGUAGUUGAUCCAACUAAGCAGAGAGAUGAGCCCCUCCAGCGUGGCAUACAAACUACGGAGCAAAACCUGCGUAGCCUCGCCUUGGCACUGGUCUCAGGUCGUGCUAUCUGCCUCCAGGGACCAGUUGGUUCUGGCAAGACAGCUUUAGUUGAACACUUCGCUAAUCUUACAGGGCGUGGUGGCCUCCCACACCUGACUAAAAUCCAGCUUGGUGAUCAGACAGACAGCAAAAUGCUGCUUGGUUCAUAUCGCUGCACUGACAUCCCUGGGGAAUUUGUUUGGCAGUCUGGAGUCCUUACAGAGGCUGUUGAAAAAGGCUAUUGGUUAUUGCUGGAAGACAUCGAUUCAGCACCAAGUGAUUUAGCUUCUGUUUUGGCAUCUCUUCUUGAAACAAAACAUCUUUUUGUGCCAGGAUAUCGCGAUUCAAUACCAGUAGCUCGUGGGUUUCAACUGUUCUUGAGUCGUAGACUUACAAAGAGUGGAAGUGAAAAGAUAAGUGUGUCAUCAUCACUGUUGGAGUCCCACUGGAUCACAGUGGAUAUCAAACCUCUUAAAAAGGCAGAACUUCUGCAAGUUGUCAAGGGGGUGUUCCCUGUUCUGGAGCACAGUGCUGAAAAUCUAAUCAACACCUUCUCAGUAUUUUCACAAGGAAGGCAUGAGGAGAAUCCUGAACAAAUGGUUAAGAAUCCCAUAAAGAAACGUAUUCUUGAAGAGCUGAAGCAGAAGCUGGGAAGUGGAAGACUCACUUCCACAAGGGAUCUUUUGAAAUGGGCUGUGCGCUGCAGCGAAGUUUACAAACAUAGUCCAAAGGGAAAUAAAGACGCUGCAUUGAACGUCUAUGCCGACGCUGUGGACAUCUUCUGUCUUUCCGAGAACAAGAAAGAUGUGCGUAUUGCUGGUGCUAAAGCCGUGGGGAGUUUCUUGAGUGUGCUUGUGGAUGCAGAUAAUUAUCUUAAUGUGCAUAAGCCCACAAUUUCUGAAACAGAUCGUCAGAUUACAGUUGGACGAGCCACACUGCUGAAGAAGAAAACUGAUGAGAUUGCAAUUCAACGUGCUCAGCGAAUUGCCCUUGUCCCACCCGUGGUUCGACUUCUUGAAGGAGUAGCCCGUGCAAUACAGUUUUGUGAGCCAGUGUUGCUUGUUGGUGAAACAGGCACAGGAAAAACUUUCCUCAUUCAGCACCUAGCACAAAGAACUGGAAAUCCACUACUGGUCAUCAAUAUGAACCAGCAGAGUGAAACAACAGAUCUGCUCGGAGGUUAUAAACCAAUGGAUCUGAAGUUUAUAGUGAGACCUGUGAGAGAAAAAUUUGAGAGACUUGUGCGUAAUCUUGCAUGGGAAGAUGGCCUUAAGUUUUUAGUGAAGCUGGCAAGAGAGUAUCAUAGCCGAAACUGGAAAAUGGUACUCCUUAUGAUGAAGCGUAAAACGUCUUCUGUCUUGAAGAAGUUACGUAAGAAGUCUAACCCCAGUGAAGAAAUUACCACUAUGAUUUCAAACUGGAAACAGUUAAGUGGUGAUUUGUCACGGCUAGAGAAGCAGAUUUCCUCUAAUGCUAUGGCCUUCACUUUUAUCGAGGGAAGUCUUGUCAGAGCUGUCCGUGAAGGAAAAUGGGUGCUCCUUGAUGAAAUCAACUUGGCACCACCAGAAACGUUGGAAUGCUUGUCAGGGCUAUUGGAAGAUGGAGCCGUGGGUAGCCUCCGCUUAUUGGAACGAGGUGAUGAGCAACCUGUUCCAAGGCACAAGGACUUUCGUCUCUUUGCUUGUAUGAAUCCUGCUACAGAUGUCGGCAAGAAGGAACUGCCUGCUGGCUUACGUAACAGGUUCACAGAAUUCUUUGUAGAUGAACUUACAUCAGAGAGUGAUUUGAAAGAAAUGAUGCAUUGUUACAUUGGACAACUUGGACUCGGAGCAAGAAAAAUAAAGGAUUUAGUGCAGUUCUAUUGCAAACUGAAAAAUGUUGACAGUUAUAGUCUUUGUGAUGGGACUGGAAAUAAACCACACUACAGUUUGCGGACAUUGUGCCGAGCUCUGACUGUUGCUGCAAAAAACCUGUGUGGGUCGGUGCCACGUUCUCUGUAUGAAGCCUUUUGUAUGAGCUUUUUAACACAGCUGGACUAUAAUUCUCAUCCAGUUGUAGAGGGAGCUAUAAGAGAUGCUGUGCUGUCAGGUAAAAAAGACACUGGAAAUGAAUUAAACAGACAGUUGCCAGUACCUGCGAAAGAGAACUUGUAUGUUUGUGUUGAAGGAUUUUGGAUCCGAAAAGGAACUCUGGAUCCAUUUAUUCCACAGAAGUACAUAUUGACAGAAUCUGUUAGCCGCAAUUUGCGAGACCUGGCACGUAUUGUGUCUUUGGGCCAACUGCCUGUGUUGCUGCAAGGUGACACGUCAGUUGGCAAGACGAGUAUUGUGACAUACUUGGCUCAGAUAACAGGUCACCACUGUGUGCGAAUCAACAACCAUGAACACACAGAUCUGCAAGAAUAUGUGGGUUCUUAUAUUGCUGAUGCUUCUGGAUCACUAGUUUUCAGAGAGGGUGCUCUGGCAGAGGCAAUGAGACAUGGCCACUGGGUUAUAUUAGAUGAGCUGAAUUUGGCACCAACAGAUGUUCUGGAGGCUUUGAAUCGUGUUUUGGAUGACAACAGAGAGCUAUUCAUUCCUGAGACACAAGAAGUCAUAUCGGCACAUCCGAACUUCAUGUUGUUUGCAACGCAGAAUCCACCUGGUCUGUAUGGUGGGAGAAAGUUGCUGUCCAGGGCAUUUCGCAACCGGUUUGUCGAGUUGCACUUUGAUAAAAUCCCGUCACACGAACUGGAAACUAUAUUAGAGAAGCGCUGUGAACUGCCUGAAUCUUACGCUCGUCGAAUGGUGAAUGUGAUGAAAGAUCUACAGGUCCACCGGAGAAGCAGUGUUGCUUUUGCUGGAAAUAAGGGAUACAUGACACUUCGAGACUUGUUUCGCUGGGGGGAGAGGUACCGACGUGCUCCUCACAGCAGUGGUUUCCAGGACUGGAAAGAAUACAUGGCUGAAGAAGGAUUUCUCGUACUGGCCUGUCGAGUUCGCUGCAAGGAGGAGGAGGAAGUGAUCUGGAAUGUAAUCACGAAACAUUUUGGCAGCUCCCCCAACCGACAAAAUCUGUUUUCGUUCACAGACAACACAUCCUUGGUUACGUCGCCAAUUCUGCAGAAAAUUAAAGCUCUUAGCAGUAAAAAUCCAGACAGUGGUAUUGUGUGGACACAAGCUAUGCGGAGAAUGGCAGUACUUGUAUAUAAAGCAUUUGAGUUCGAUGAACCAGUGCUUCUGGUGGGUGAAACUGGUUGUGGAAAGACAACUGUAGUCCAGUACCUUGCAGCUCUACAGGGUCACACUCUCUACACACUGAACUGUCACAUGCACACAGAGGGCUCUGAUUUCCUGGGAGGUCUACGUCCUGUUAGGCAUCGUAGCCAAGAUGAUGACAGUCCACAGAAGUUAUUUGAAUGGGUAGAUGGCCCCCUCAUUAAGGCAAUGGAAGGAGGAUCAUGGUUUCUCUGUGAUGAAAUAUCACUUGCUGAUGACAGCGUGUUGGAGAGAUUGAACUCAUUACUAGAACCAGAGCGAAAACUCCUGCUCUCUGAAAAAGGUAGCACAGGAUCAGUUUCUGAUGGUGCAGGUGACAGCUCUUGUAUUGUUACAGCUGCUCCAUCCUUUAAAUUUGUUGGGACAAUGAAUCCUGGUGGUGACUAUGGAAAGAAAGAGCUUUCUCCAGCUUUACGCAAUCGAUUAACAGAGAUAUGGUGUGAGUCACACUCAAAGCGGGAAGAUUUAGAACAAAUUCUAAAAGUUAAUCAGAAGGGUGGCUUGCAAUUAGAUGUCUCUGUUCUUGUUAUGGAUUUUCUCGAUUGGUUUACCAGUACAAAAAUUGGCUCAAAGUUUCAUGUAAAUGUCCGUGACCUCAUCACAUGGGUAAACUUUUACAAUGUAUGCACAUCACUGAAAGGGAUGUCUCCUGCACUUGCUUAUGUACAUGGCGCUUUCCUGACGUUUCUUGAUAGCUUUGGUUCAGGGAUCACUUCCAAUGAAAGAAAAUUUGAACAUUUUGAAAUCAGCUGCUGUGCAAUUCUUGGCAAAACAAGUCCGUUGCGAAAUCCUCUGAAAGGAUUUACCUUUGAUACGAAAACAACCCUAUUAAAUGCAGAGCGUGUGCUGCGAGGCCUGCAGUUGACCCGGCCUGUACUGUUGGAAGGCAGUCCAGGUGUUGGAAAGACAGCUUUAGUUGCUGCUCUGGCGUGUCUUGCCGGGCAUCACCUUGUACGCAUCAACAUAUCAGAGCAGACGGAUAUUUCAGAUUUGUUUGGAGCAGAUUUGCCAGUAGAUGGUGGAGGUGAAGGACAGUUUGCAUGGCGUGAUGGUCCAUUGCUUAGAGCUUUAAAGGAUGGGGACUGGAUACUCCUGGAUGAGUUGAAUCUAGCAUCUCAGUCUGUAUUAGAAGGCCUCAAUGCUGUAUUUGAUCAUCGUGGAGAAGCAUAUAUUCCAGAACUGGGAUGUUCGUUCAAGUUACGGCAUCAAACACGAUUAUUUGCCACACAGAACCCACAGCGCCAAGGUGGAGCUCGUAAAGGUUUACCACGAUCUUUCCUUAAUAGAUUCACACAGGUCUACAUCUCAGCUUUGACAACAGAUGAUCUUGAAGCUGUGUUGAGUGCAAAAUACCCCAAGUUAGAGCAGAACCUUAUCCGUCAGAUGGUACAGUUCAAUGAGAAAAUUCGCUAUGAGACCACAGUAUUAGGUCUGUGGGGUCAGCGAGGUGGUCCUUGGGAGCUGAACUUGAGAGAUCUUUCACGAUGGGCUAAUGCUAUAGUUGCUGGUGAAGCAUUUGACAAUCCAGGGCUGUAUCUGCCACUCAUUUAUGCAUCUAGAAUGCGCACACAGCAUGACAGAAAACAGGUUGGACCUUCCGGCUGUGGGAAGACUAUGCUUGUCAAACUAGCAGCACAACUGGCAGGACGUGAGCUGCGCGUACUUUCAUUCAAUUCUGCUAUGGACACAAUGGAAAUCUUGGGAGGAUUCGAGCAGCCUAAUAAGAUAACUGUUGGUUUAUCUACUACCCUUUUUUCAGAUAAACAACAACAAAAUAGUGUGAAUGAUUUCCUCAUGAAAGUUAAUAUUUUGGAAGAUAUUGUCGCAGACAUCUCUUCUAGCCCUGUAAAAAUGGUACCAGAGAAUUCUGUGCAACAAAUACUGGAAAAUCUUGGCAACAAGCUCACUGAUUUAAGAUCUCAAGUAAUAGCUGAUGGCAGUCUAAGCGUUGGUGGAAAGUUUAUGUGGGUAGACAGCAUCCUGAUAAAGAUGGUUACCAAUGUUGACAGACUUAACCCAGUUGUUCGUGUAACGAGCACACAUCGUGACCCAAUUGCAGCCACCACAGACACAACAAGCACAUGUGCCACCCGACCUUGCACUGCAGAUCAGCCACAACAGUUGUCAAAGCACACCACUACGAAACCAGAAGCAACCAGUACACAACAUGUUAUCACCUGA
This is a messenger RNA of Schistocerca cancellata (South American locust), 6422 nucleotides long. RefSeq names its product midasin-like. Gene Ontology annotation, molecular function: ATP binding; ATP hydrolysis activity. Gene Ontology annotation, cellular component: preribosome, large subunit precursor. Bases 81 to 6422 code for a protein of 2113 amino acids. The record is from RefSeq and is a predicted model, not a curated record. Gene Ontology annotation, biological process: ribosomal large subunit assembly; rRNA processing. NCBI's taxonomy places the organism in Eukaryota, Metazoa, Arthropoda, Insecta, Orthoptera, Acrididae. The transcript has 36 exons.